Messenger RNA from Talaromyces amestolkiae, 678 nucleotides. RefSeq lists its product as uncharacterized. Gene Ontology annotation, molecular function: zinc ion binding; DNA binding. The transcript has 2 exons. Gene Ontology annotation, cellular component: nucleus. Lineage: Eukaryota; Fungi; Ascomycota; Eurotiomycetes; Eurotiales; Trichocomaceae. The coding region runs from base 1 to 678 and encodes 225 amino acids. Gene Ontology annotation, biological process: DNA-templated transcription. The record is from RefSeq and is a predicted model, not a curated record.
AUGGCCCGUGACGCCCAAAUCCUGGAACACUAUAUGUCCCCAGCUUACAACACAACGGCAUCGUGUGCUCGGCCAAGCCCGUACAGUGUCUAUUCUCAUGACCCUCGCGAUCCGGUAGUGUAUAUGAAAGUACCUCGUCAUCGCAAUAUAGCACCUUCCGGAAAUGGUACCGCCGGGUUUAGGCAGUAUGAGGUGAUGGAGAAGAUUCUUGAGCCCUUGGGCCCACAGCUCUGCCGUGCGUAUUUUGACAAUAUCCACCCACCAUUUCCUAUACUAGAUGAAAAGGCAAUCAUGGAAGCGUACCCCGAGGAAGGCCUCCCAUAUACUCUAGUAUGUGAGCUCUACGCCGUGUCACUGGUGCUAUGGGGAACUUCCAAGGCUAUAUCAGUCACAGGACGUCCUGCUCCAGACGUUCGCUACAUGUGGAAUCUGGCUGUGAGUGCGAUGAAUGAUGAUUUUAUAGCACCUGACCUGUCCACUGUUUUCUCAUGUAUCCUCGAUCUCCUUGGUCGACCCACAACCUCAAUCACAUACAAUGCAGUGAAUGUGGGACGCGUCGUCGCCCUGGCUCAGAGUUUGGGCUUGAAUCGCAAUCCACUGAACUGGGAUUUGGCAGCUCGGCAGAAGAACUUACGUAUUCGGGCUUGGUGGGGAACACUCAUUCAUGAUCAAUGGUAG